ACUCUACACACCACUAGUCCGUGAUUCUAUUUUAGUUUGCCUUGACUCACUGUCCGUUUGGGUUUAGCUCCAUAUCGGGACCCUCCGAUAAGUAUUACGGAGUCGAUAAGAUACAAACGGGCCUCUCCCGCCCACUACUUCCUCCUCCUCCUUCCUUUCAUGUACCAGUGUCCCGUCAUCCGCAAACACCACUAGAUCUAGAUCGUGGCGGUCUGCAAAUUCACAUUGUGGAUACUACGCGGCUCUCUCCGAGGGCAUGGCUCAGACUGUGAGAAACAACGGGUUGGCUGGGUUGAAGCUUGAGACAUCCUUUCAGCAUACACCUCGACCUCGGUGGCGGGGUGACGAUGGAGGCAGGGGAGCGUCGGAUGAGCGAGAUGGUAUCGAGGGCGAUCGUACAAACAUCUUUCACGAUUAUCACGCGCCCCGUUGCGGUACUGAUGAAGACAACAGUGCUUUGAGUGGUCUGCACUCAGCGACACCUCCCAUCUCGGUACCCCGUCAUGAUGACUAUCCCAAGCAAAACGUCAGCUUUCCUCACAAGCCCGAGGACGUGCAAGCAUCCUCUCCGCUUGACAGCUUUCUUCAAGAGCGCCGCCCUUCCAUCAGCUUCGACUCCACCGCUGUCCUCGACUCUGGCCGACGUCGGCCGCUAGAGGAUCCUUUGUCGAGAGGAGACGCCCGGAACCGGUCUCAAAGGUUCCAGGCCAAGAGUUCGAGCUUGAGGAACUCUCUGCCUCAAGAAGACGAUGCUGACAACGAUGGAAGACAGAUGGGACUCAGCUCUAGCCUUAGGAGACAGCGAGACCGACGAGCCUUCCCUACCGGGACUUCUCGCGACAGCUUCCCCGAAGAGAAUGGCGCGAUCGCACCUGAUAUUGAACAUCCUACCUCUCUAACUUCUGUUUCUACCGCCUCUCCCGUCACCGAGGAGUUGCGAACACCCCCAGAAGAGUCUCGGGGGAUCUUGGCAUCUCCGAUCUGUGUGGCUUCGCCUGCACAGACCUUCGCCUCGCUCGAUGAUCGCAGCUCCUGGUCCGGCAGCGUCAUGACGCCCUUUGGAAGCAAAGCCCGAGGCCUUCGGGUCUCUACGCGCCAGCGGUCUCGCAGGUCUACCGCCUCGAGCAGCAAAUCUCCGGCGAGUAUGUUUCUCUCUAUGUGGAGUGCUGGCGGUGAAGAGCCUGCCCCGCAACCCGAUGACGAGGGUCAAAUGGUGGGGACUGAAUAUGUCCUGGGGAAGCAGAUCGGAUUUGGGGGGUUCAGUACCGUGAAAGAGGCCUAUAAGGUCGAGGAGAGCGGCAGAACGAAAAACCUAGCCGUCAAGAUUGUCAAGAAACAAAUCUCUGGACGGAGCGAGAAAGAAAACGACGAAGUGCAAGCUGAGUUUGACCACGAAGUCCGAGUCUGGCGAUAUCUCAGCCAUCCAAACGUACUGACACUGGAUGCGGUCUACGAAACCGAUUACGCCACAUUCUGCUUCACGAAGCUGGCUAUCGGUGGCACUCUCUUUGACCUCGUUCGACAGAACCGCCGUGGGUUGGACAUGCGGCUGGCCAAGAAAUACUCGUAUCAGCUGGCAUGCGCCCUGAGGUACCUUCACGAGGAUGCUCGAGUGGUCCACAGGGACAUCAAGCUGGAGAAUUGCUUGUUAGAUCCUACCGAAGCCUCCGAUGGAACAGAGACAUCUAACCUCGUCCUCUGUGACUUUGGGAUGGCGGAAUGGAUGAACACGGACAACGACGAUGCUUCCCCUGAUCCCUACGAUAACGCGGCGGACCGUCCGCCGCCGAAGACCAUCGGCCCAGCUGGUUCCAGCACCAGCGUGGCGGGAAGCCUCGAAUACGCUUCCCCCGAGCUCCUUCUCUCCACCAAUGGAGUCAUCAGUCCUUCGGUGGACAUGUGGGCCUUUGGUGUCAUCGUGUUUACCGUCAUCGUCGGGUCCCGGCCAUUCCAGGAUCCUUUCGCUCCGCGGAUCCAAUCGAACAUCCUCAGUGGAAACUGGAAUCGACACGCUGUGCUCGGCGAAGAAGCGGAUGCCCGGCUUCGCCAGGAUAAAGAAGAUGCUUUGGAGUUGAUAAUGGGAUGCUUACAUAUGAACGUUAAUAAACGGUGGACGAUCCGCGAUGUGCUCUGCUCUCGCUGGCUGCGGGAGUUUAAUGAAAGCGCCGAGGACAGCCCUACCGAGUCGGUGUGGAAGCUAUAAGGCUUCGCUUUGAACUGCGAUGCAGUACUCGACAUAUACCCUCCCUUCAGUAUAUUCGUUUGCCGUGCGGGCUGGAUGUUAUACGUUAUUACGAUUGAGCGAUGA
Messenger RNA from Aspergillus ibericus CBS 121593, 2308 nucleotides. Its product is annotated as serine/threonine-protein kinase. Gene Ontology annotation, cellular component: cytoplasm. The transcript has a single exon. The record is from RefSeq and is a predicted model, not a curated record. Bases 257 to 2203 code for a protein of 648 amino acids. NCBI's taxonomy places the organism in Eukaryota, Fungi, Ascomycota, Eurotiomycetes, Eurotiales, Aspergillaceae. Gene Ontology annotation, molecular function: tau-protein kinase activity; protein serine/threonine kinase activity; ATP binding. Gene Ontology annotation, biological process: intracellular signal transduction; protein phosphorylation; microtubule cytoskeleton organization.